CUCUUCUGAGAAGAGACAUUUGCACUUUCGGUUCCUGCUCCUCCGUACCACAAUGGCGUCUGCUGAUCUGAGGGCCGAGCUGGACUGCUCCAUCUGCCUGAGCCUCUAUACAGACCCCGUGUCCCUGAGAUGUGGACACAACUUCUGCCGCUCGUGUAUUGUGAGUGCGCUGGAUGCGCAGGAGGCAGCUGGAGUGUAUUCCUGUCCUGACUGCAGAGCAGAAUAUCCGGAGCGUCCGGCCCUGGAGAAGAACAGGAAGCUGGGGAACAUAGUGGAGCGUUUCUUAUCUGCUCGGCCUGAUAUGGAGGAGACCGGGAUCUUCUGUACUUACUGUACUAAGUCUCCUGUACCGGCUGUGAGGACAUGUCUGCACUGUGAGACCUCCUUGUGCCAUAAACAUCUCGGAGCCCAUAACAAGUCAGUAAAUCACAGUCUGAUUGAACCUACUGUGUCGUUUCUGCACAGAAAAUGCUCCACACACAAUGAGAUCCUGAAAUACUAUUGUCCGAUGGACGCCGCCUGUAUCUGUGUGUCCUGCUGGGUGGCCGGAGACCACAAAGGACAUGAUGUGGAGCUACUGGAUGUGGCAUCUGAGAAGGAGAAGGAGAAACUGAGACCUCUCAUUGAGAAACUGAAGUCUGAAAGAGAAGAGGCUGGAAGAAGAGUCCAGAGACUAAAGGAUCAUAAGACAGAACAGAGAGAGAAAUCGACCAGACUUGCUGAGAAGGUCACCGGUCUGUUCACUGAUAUCAGGGAGAAGCUGGAGGAUCUAGAAAAGAGAAUCCAGGGUGAGAUUUCCAGACAGAAGGAGCAGGUGUCACUCUCAGUCUCUGAUCUGGUCAGACAGGCGGAGCUACAGAAAGAUGAGCUGACCAAGAAGAUUAAUCAAUUUGAGGGACUAUGUAUAAUCACAGAUCCAUUGAUUUUGCUACAAGAAGAUUUAAAGACUUGUGACAUCAGUGAUAGGAGUGGUGAUGUCAUCAGUGAUGUAAGGGACGCUCAGUGCCUGGAUGAAGGCUUAGUCUCACAGAUAUUACACAGAGGACUGUUAAGCUUUGCAGAUAAUCUGAUUGAUCUGAAGAUGAAGAGACAGUUCCCAGUGAUGGAGAAAUCCGACGUACUGCUGGAUAUAGACACGGCUCAUAAUGACAUUAUUAUAUCUCAGGAUCUCAGAUCUGCUUCUCAUACCUCUACACCACAGAACAGACCCGAUGGGCCCAAGAGGUUCGAAUCUGUUCAGGUGUUAAGUUCCCGCAGCUUCUCCUCUGGGAGACAUUACUGGGAGGUGGAUGUGAGUCGGGCAGAGAAAUGGAUCAUUGGAGUGGCCAAGGAAAGUCUGGAGAGGAAGGUGGCUGGAAACGAAUCGUUUAUUGGUUAUAAUGAGAAAUCCUGGGGUUUGAUGUUAAUUAAUAGUUUUGGUGUGGGUCAUAACAAUACCUAUAAGCCACUGGUGUCAGAUUCUCCUGUGAAGGUUGUCGGGAUCUAUCUGGACUAUGAGGCCGGGCGUCUGUCCUUCUAUCAGCUGUGUGACCCCAUCAGACACUUACACACCUUCACCGCCUCCUUCUCCGAGCCGCUCUAUGCCGCUUUCUAUCUGUAUGAAAAUUCCAGUAUUAGCAUCAUGAAAUAAUUACAAGAAAAUAGUGACUGUGAGGCUUUAAAGUGAAUCUUCCAUCAGCCUUUAAUGUUUAGGUCCAAAAUUAUGUGCUGGAAAUUUCUGCAUUUUAUCUUUAGAGCUGUUGGAACUGUUGUUUUUCUGUUACUGAACUCCAAAAUCCCCUGAUUAGACAUGGAUUUGAAGGGAUUAUCCAGCUUUUUUUCCCCCCUCCCAGCCUGCUGUACCUGUGGAGCAAUCCGUAUUCACCCGAUCUUCCGGUUCUUGUCCUUUAAACUUUCAGACAGACAGGGCCACGUGCGCCGAUGCAGCCAAUGUCUUCUCUGAGUGGUCAUGUGUCCUCAAGUGGCAUGUGAUCAGGCAGUGACGAACCACUUGGGGACGUGUCACCGCUGAGGCCUGGAAAUGGCUGCAGCUCUGCACAUGACCCUGAUCUGUUGAAAAGUUUGCAGGACAGGGACCAGAAGACCACCGAAGAGAGCUAAGGAGCUGGAAUGAAACGGUGGGGAGCAGGCGAGCGUGGAUGUUUUCCACAGGUAAAGCGGCCUAGAGUGGAAAUUUAAACAAGUAAAAAAAAAAAGCAGGACAACCCCUUUAAGAGAAAAGAUGCUGAUCACCUGCAGCCACCAUUAGGGGAAGCUCAUAAUUGAGUGCAAUAUAUAUUCAGUAUGCAUGUGUCUAUUCACAUCCAUGGGUCAUCGGAGACUACUCCAAGAGUUAAUGACCUGGUGGUAA
Messenger RNA from Bufo bufo (common toad), 2350 nucleotides. RefSeq names its product E3 ubiquitin-protein ligase TRIM11-like. Gene Ontology annotation, molecular function: zinc ion binding; protein binding. The record is from RefSeq and is a predicted model, not a curated record. The transcript has a single exon. NCBI's taxonomy places the organism in Eukaryota, Metazoa, Chordata, Amphibia, Anura, Bufonidae. Bases 53 to 1630 code for a protein of 525 amino acids.